Messenger RNA from Aspergillus homomorphus CBS 101889, 1174 nucleotides. RefSeq names its product ribosome biogenesis protein RRS1. Gene Ontology annotation, biological process: ribosomal large subunit export from nucleus; ribosome biogenesis; ribosomal large subunit biogenesis. Gene Ontology annotation, molecular function: protein binding. The transcript has 2 exons. Gene Ontology annotation, cellular component: nucleus; preribosome, large subunit precursor; nucleolus. Bases 118 to 774 code for a protein of 218 amino acids. Lineage: Eukaryota; Fungi; Ascomycota; Eurotiomycetes; Eurotiales; Aspergillaceae. The record is from RefSeq and is a predicted model, not a curated record.
GGUAUACCGUCGCGCUGGGACAAUCAAAUACUGUCCUUUCUGGAUUCUCCUUGUCGCAAACUUGACUAGAGCGUGAACCAGAGUUCCAGCGUUCAAGUUGUCACCGGUAUAGUACAAAUGGCGACCACUGCUACCCAGGCAGCUUCUGCCACCAAACCGAAGCCGGAGAGACUGCCCAUUACAGUCUCCAAGCCCACGCCGUACACUUUCGAUCUCGGCCACUUGCUCGCCAACGACCCCAAUCCCCUUGAAAUCUCCCGCUCCGAGCCAUUGGAAACCACUCUGAAGGCUACGGCCCGCGAUGGCACGCAGUCUCUCCUCAACCAACUCCUGACGACCUGCCCCAUCACUUCUUCACAACAGGGUGUCCUUCUUGCCCUUCCUACACCCGCCACUGCUCUCCCCCGUCACAAGCCCUUGCCGACCCCCAAGCCGCCGACCAAGUGGGAGUUGUUCGCACGCAAGAAGGGCAUUGGUAAAUACAGCAGCAAGCCGGGCGCUGCUCUGGCUGACAAGGAGCGCCGCAAGAAGCUCGUAUACGAUGAGGAGAAGGGUGAAUGGGUGCCUCGCUGGGGCUACAAGGGCAAGAACAAGUCCGAUGACGAUUGGCUGGUGGAGGUGAAUGAGAAGGAUUGGAAGAAGGAAGAAGAAGCCGCCGCCAAGGGCAGCUCCAUUCGUGGGAUCUCUCGGGCGGAACGCAAGGAUAGAAUAAGGCGCAACGAGAGAAAGAUGCGGUCGAAUGAACGCAAGUCGAGAAAGUCUGGUGGUGGUUAAGAGCUUGUGGAAGGAUAUAUGCGUUUCGAGAAGCCAUGGUUCUAUUGUUGGAAAUAAUUCCUCAUCUGCAUCAAGUUCUUUCUAAGGCGUUUGGUCGGAGUCGCUGGUCCACUGGUCUUGAAUGUCAAAAUUUGCCUACUCAUGCACUUUAUGGUCGGUAGGCCCAGAAAAGCAAUCUCACGUUAACCUUACUACAUGAUACGUCCGAGACAGCGGUUCAAUUCUUCUGAUUUGGCUAAAUUCAUCAAGGCUCCACGCACUAGAAGACAGGUUAGAUGGACCAGUACCUCUUUAUAAUUAGUGUUUCAUUUUGUUACGUGGCCGCCCACCGGUAUGAUCUAUGUUACAGCAAGGAAUCUGAGCAACCUGAAUCCUCAAGAAGCAGGGGAUAAUACAAAAC